Molecule: messenger RNA, 1030 nt
Organism: Ceraceosorus bombacis
Lineage: Eukaryota; Fungi; Basidiomycota; Exobasidiomycetes; Ceraceosorales; Ceraceosoraceae
Source: the annotation of a GenBank genome assembly
AUGCGGAUACGGACGAUGAGAUGCUCCGUCAAUCAGGUGAGCAGGCCGACCUCACUUUGGCGAUGCGCCAGCUCGUGCGCCACAGCCGUCACCUGGUACGUUUGAGAAGCGAGGCCGCGAGGCGAGUCGGGAUGACCACACUCUCCGCAAGCAGCGACGAGUAAGCGUGAGACGUCAACAAGGCCUGCCUUGAGUUCGAUCUAGAGUCGAUUUGCUUUGCACGAAUGACGCAGAUCGUCCACGCGAUCAAGCCUUGUGAUGGCGAGAACAAGCGUAGCCUGCAGGACGGAUAGAGCUUGUCUCGAAAACAAAUGCUGCGGUCCACGCCUACGCACUUGCGAGGUACAGCGGUGAAGCAAAAUUGGCGCACCUGUUUUCCCCUUCGUGAUUCGAUGAUGGCGAGUCGUGACCGAGAUGCGCCCACAGAGAAGAGGUUCCGGUGAGACUGUUGUGUGGAUCGGUCUAGCUGAGAGUUGCUGAUGAACGAAAGCGCAGCCAGAUGCGGUGAGGGCAAGCCUGCCUUCCGAGGAACAACUCAGGCAGAACCACUUGACUGGACGGCGAAGACUUGUCCUUUGAACUUGCCAAGGCAGAUCGUGAGGGUUGGGACAGCAAAGGGAACGUGGGGCUCGGUCGGAGACUCGUGACCGGUGCUCGCUCAGCACCCUGGCUGAGACGCAGGCGGAGAAGUGAGGCCGGAGAUCUUUCGCUGCUUAGUGGAUGCGAGAUAAACAAUUGCGACGAAGCAGGGCUCAGCUUGAGGGUAAGUCGUGAUGACUGCCGCGUUGGGAUUGGGUGUGCGAGUGGAGCAGUCUGAGCCUAACGGCGCGGCGUCAAACGUCUUGCGUGUGAGGCGGAGUCGGAGUGCGAAGUUGCUGACGAGCGUGUGGAAGACCUGGAUGAAGACCAGCAGCUUGGUAUUGGGAGCGGGAAAGAGGGCAAAGGAGCAACACAAACAAAAGAGGCAAAGGGCGACGGGUCGGAAGGAGGCAGCGGAGCAGGAAUUGAAUUUUGAAUGAUAGAGGGGUCG